AGAGCAGAGACACUGUUACAGGGCGUCGGAUCUCCUUGAAAAACACAGACCAGGAGGAUUUUACUGUAAAUUCAAUGGGACAGAGACUUGGUGAGUGUUGUUUUUAAAGGAUACCUCACAUAUCAGAGCAAAUGGCUGAAAAGAAGAUUGAACUUGUUGAACGUUUCCUGAGUUGUCAUUUGUGUUCAGAGACGUUCAGAGACCCUGUGUCUCUGAGCUGUAGCCACAGCUUCUGUUCAAGCUGCCUGAAGGAAUUCUGGAAACAAACUAAGAACAAAAACUGUCCCAUUUGUAAAAGAAAAUCCUCAAAAGAUGAUCCAGAUGUGAACUUCAGUCUGAAAGAACUGGCUGAUUCAUUUGCUGGGAGACUGAGCGUUGGAUCAUCUGAGACAGAAAAAGGAGAAAAGAAGGUGGAGGUGGUCUGCAGCAAACAUCAAGAAGAACCUAAACUGUUCUGUAAAGAUGAAAACAGAGCUGUGUGUUCUAUCUGUGAUGUUUCUGUGCAUGACACUCACACUGUGGUUCCUGUAGAAGAAGCAGUUACUGAAAUGAAGGAUGAGCUGAAAUCUGACUUAAAGUCUCUAAAGAAAAAGAAGAAGAAAUAUGAGGAAACACAGAAAACAUACAAUGAAAUAAUCCAACACUUAAAGAAACAGGUUUUGUUCACAGAGAAUCAGAUCAGAGCAGAGUUCAACAAACUCCAGCAGUUCCUGAAAGAGGAAGAGGAGUCCAGACUGGCAGCUCUGAGGGAGGAAGAGGAGCAGAAGAGGAGGAGUGUGAUCAGAGAGAUGAAGAGGAUUGAGGAGCAGAUGUCCUCUGUGUCAGACAGUAUCUGUGCUGUUGAAGAAGAGCUGCAGAAAGCCAGCGCUCCAUUCCUCAUCAGUUGUAAAGACACUCAGAGCAGAGCCAGAGCCCAGUGCUCAGUGUCAGAGCCACAGCUGAUCUCAGGAGCACUGAUCCAUGUGGACAAACACCUGGGCAACCUGUCCUUCAGAGUCUGGGACAAGAUGAGGGACAAGGUCCACUUCAGCCCCGUCAUCCUGGACCAGAACACUGCAAACGGAUGGCUUCAUCUGUCUGAUGAUCUGACCAGUGUGAGACGUGGAGACACUUAUCAACAUCCUCCUGAUAAUCCAGAGAGAAACACUGAAUAUGCCAGUGUUCAUGGCUCUGAGGGCUUCAACUCAGGGAAACACAGCUGGGACGUGGAGGUGGGAGACCAUCCUAACUGGAUUUUAGGUUUGGUUAAAGAGUCAGUUGACAGAAAGGGAAAGGUGUUUGUUUCACCAAAAUAUGGAAUCUGGGGUUUAGCGCAUCGCAGUGGAAAAUACACUAAUAGUGCUGGUAAGACUGUGACAGUGCAGACGAGUCCACAGAGGAUCAGAGUUGAACUGGACUAUGACAGGGGGGAGGUGUCCUUCUACAACGCUGAAGACAAGACUCACAUCUACACCCACAAAGACACUUUCACUGAGAAACUCUACCCUUAUUUUAACGUUGGAAAGGCUGGUGAUGCUGAAACCACUGAUAUUAGAAUCUGUCAGAGGAAGAUUUCACUGAUGUAUGACAUGACUUCAUAUUAAUGCACAUAGAAAUGAAAUGUGUAAAACAUCCUGUUUAACUGAUGUGAUUUAAAAUGUGUGUUGAUGUGUGCAGUUUAUCCAUUGGAACAAAAUGACUUUGCAUCCUUUCUCCAUCUUCUUUAAACAAACGAUAGGUAUUCAGUUUGUCUUCUUUACGUUAUAUGUGCUAAAGGAAACUAUGUCAAUAGUAAUCAUUUUAUUACAGUGUAAUAAAAAUAAAAGGUAACUUUAUUUUUGUAUUUGUAUUUCACCUCAUACUAUUGAAGAGCUUUUUAUUGUUAAAUUAUGUUGUAACUGUCAAUUACUAAAAAACAUUAUUAUUUCCUCCCUCUUUAUUAUCACAAAAGGAAACAUCUACAUGUAUAAGCUGAGUUUUUAUUACCUUUGUCAUAAUUGUGUUUUUGCUUUGUUUUAACAAUGCUUUUAUCAAGACUAGGUUGUUUGUCAGAGUAGUUUGUUUCAUCAGUAAUUGUUCCAGGAAGUAUUUUACUUGAAAUAUAAAGGGGAAAUAAUUAUUC
Molecule: messenger RNA, 2101 nt
Organism: Sphaeramia orbicularis (orbiculate cardinalfish)
Lineage: Eukaryota; Metazoa; Chordata; Actinopteri; Kurtiformes; Apogonidae
Product: nuclear factor 7, ovary-like
Exons: 1
Coding region: 132-1583 (483 amino acids)
Molecular function (GO): protein binding; zinc ion binding
Source: RefSeq, a predicted model, not a curated record